GUGAAGGGUUCCUUUAGUUCCCUUUUAAAGUCACUGAUGAUCACAGAGAUAAAAUGCCUGAACCUGAAGUUUUGUACUCUGAUGUCAAGUUUAAAAGAGGGAAGGGAAACAAUGAUGGGAGUGUUUCCUCGCCGCAUGAAACUACUUACUCUGAAGUCAGAAUCUUGAAGAAGCAGCCGUCCACAGAGUUUCCUGGUUCCCAACAACAAUCUGAGUCAGUUCCACAAUCUAAAGUCACACCAGAGAGAGCGGCUGUGUUUGUUCUAAGUGUUCUCCUGGCAGCUUCUCUCAUCGCCCUUGCACUGACCUUGUAUAAAAACAACCAAACCAUCGAACCUGGACAAAAGUUCACGGAUGAGCGUGCUAUGGAAAAAAAUCUCACAGAACGUCUGCAAAAGGUGAUGGAUGAGCGUGACACUUUGAUAAAAAAUCUCACAGCGAAAUACUCUGGAGUAAAACCAUGCAAACCGGAGUCACCAAAGUGUCCUGAAGUUAACAAGGACUCAUGUACAAAAUGUCCAGAAGGGUGGGAGCAUCAUGGAGGAAAAUGCUAUUAUUUCUCCACCGGUAAAUCAACCUGGACAGAGAGCAGAGAAGAAUGCAGACGUAAAGGAGGAGAUCUGGUUAAGAUAGAGAGCAGAGAGGAGCAGACAUUCCUGGAGUACGAACUGAGAGGUAAAAUGACUGAAGCUGAGGACAAGUUCUGGAUCGGACUGACGGACUCAGAGACAGAGGGCAAAUGGCUGUGGACAGACAGAUCAGAACUGGACAGCAGCUUGUCUUUUUGGUUCAAAGGAGAGCCAGACAACUAUAAAAAGGUCAAUCCUGACGGAGAGAAUUGUGCGAGGAUGGGGGAGAAAGGUGGAGCCCCAGACCUGAAGUGUUGGUUUGAUGCACCAUGUAAAGUGCCUCACAAAAGUAUCUGUGAGAAACCAGGAGAACCUGGACAGUUAAAGUGCAUCUGAAAAACAGUUCAGCUUGAGUCUCACUUUGUCUGUUUAAAUCUCAUGAUGAAAUGAAUGUGUGUUGUCUCUGUGUCUCUGUGUGAGACCUGUUAACUUAGUUCACUAGUUUUUGUUUAGUGCUAGUGACGUGCUCUAUUUCAACAUCGACUAAACCGUGAUGGUCAUGUUUUAUUGUGCGAGUGUCGAGUCAAUUCUGUCCUUUUCUUUAAUGUCAUGGUUUGGUAAGUGUGUUCCAGCAGAGUUAUUGGUGAGCCCCAGCUAAACCUGGAGACCCUGUACCUCAGGCAGCAGUUGUCCAGCUCUAUAUUGAAUGAUGAAAGGUUAGUAGUCCCAAAGAGUAGAACAAAGCGGUAUAAAAACAGAUUUAUUCCGGCAGCCAUUCCACAAAGGAUAAAGUCGUGUCUCACAGAUGAGAUUUAUUUAUUGACGUUGAAUGACCUUGUUUGUAGUAGUGUUUUUUGAGUGUUUUUGGAUGUGACGGAGCAGGGUGUACUUUUAUUAGAGAUGUGUCUGUUGUCCGUGUUGUUUUUAGAAUGUGUGUCAGGAUGGAUCCCAUGUCUUUUUAUCUGCAAACUAAAUCGGGUAAAUAUAAAUAACCUGAAGCAGAUAUUUUCUAUAGCACAUUGAUAUAAAGAUUGUGUCAGAUUGACCUUUUACUUUACACCUUCAUAGUUAUCUUUUAUUAGGAUGGGAUUAGCGGGGUGGACCCAACGGAAUAACCUUGCAUAAAUUUAUUAGGGUGUAAUUCUUUCAGACCAGGGCAGGGCUGAAAACAAGGAUCUGACAGCUAGAAACAGAAAACCAGGGCUGCAGUCGAAUAGUCAGUUUAGUUUAGGAAGGUUCCUAACGUAGUGAAAUUACCCGGAAGUACCUUAGUGACCGCUGAGCUGUUCAAAUUCAUAUAUGAUGGGAAAGUAGCUUUGAAACUUCCUUUAUAACCUCCUUCAGUUUAGGGAACACUGGACCUUCCUUUGCGAAAGUAAAGGAGAACAUGCUGUCCCACAAUGCCUUACGGCCGUUACUUUUACCUUGACACAACAUUCGGCCGUUCACGGAAACAACCGAUCGUCACGAGAAAUGCUUGUGGAGAUCGUAUUGAAACGCAGGAGACGUUCAUUACAGUUGAGCACACGAAUGCGUGUCUCGUUUAAUCACACAGUAAAAGUUAUAACAAAAAAAGAUGGCGCUGUCCUGUAAACCAACAAGCAUGGGGCUCCACGUCAUCGUAAACACAGAUUAAUUAAAGGGACCACGAUCCCUUUUUACAGUCGUACAUUCAAGCAUAAACCAACGGUCAUAUUUACAGGCAUGAAACAACAGUGUGUAGAACCACACUUAAGAAGGAGGUGAAUUAUGUAUAUUACAUUCACUACACGGUGCUUAUUAAGCAAGUUAAAACUUUAAUAAAGUGCUUUGUUUUUAAUGUUUAGCGCUAUAUUCAUCAAAAGGAAAAUAUGAACAUUGCUUUUUUACUGAAAUUAUCAAAUAAAGUCCACAUCUCUCAGUG
Molecule: messenger RNA, 2472 nt
Organism: Eleginops maclovinus (Patagonian blennie)
Lineage: Eukaryota; Metazoa; Chordata; Actinopteri; Perciformes; Eleginopidae
Product: C-type lectin domain family 4 member A-like
Exons: 9
Coding region: 54-965 (303 amino acids)
Molecular function (GO): signaling receptor activity
Source: RefSeq, a predicted model, not a curated record